This is a messenger RNA of Purpureocillium lilacinum, 1503 nucleotides long. RefSeq lists its product as uncharacterized. Gene Ontology annotation, cellular component: plasma membrane. Gene Ontology annotation, biological process: cell division. The record is from RefSeq and is a predicted model, not a curated record. Lineage: Eukaryota; Fungi; Ascomycota; Sordariomycetes; Hypocreales; Ophiocordycipitaceae.
AUGGCUUCAGGACACAAUGACCCCAAGCUCCUAUAUGCCGUAGAUGGCAUCAAGGCUUACCACAUCGCCAACGGCAAUGAGGAGUCUCUUACGCCCACUGGCGCCCAAACGCUGUCGCUGCUUAUGGUCCCCACGUCGUCCGGGUUCGCAGAUCCCAGCGGUGUUGGCAAUGGCGAGGAGGACUUCUACCUGCACCUUCAUCUCCCUCCCGAGCUCGAUCUUCCCCUGCCAGCCACCACGCAGAUAUACCAUCAACCACCCACGAGUUAUCUGAUCCCUCGCUGGGACCUCGGACCCGAUAGCGGAGCAUUCACGCGCAUCGAGUUCCCUGCUGCAGGUAGCAGGCCCGGCAUCCAGGAGGAUGUCGACACCUUCGAGACCAUCCUGGCCCAAUGCACCGCGUUUCUCGAGCGGACGCCCGCGCCGAGGCCGAGGAAGUCCAAGGCCGCCGAGGCCAAGGCCGGCGAAGCCGCAGGCGAGGAGCUGCCACCCUAUAACCCGGCCGACUUUGAUCCGGGCGAAGGAUACGUCCAGGGGAGCCACAGCUCUUCGUCGGGCAAGGGCGGGCGCAUCGUGCUUGUGGACGAGGAGGACGGCAGCGUCAUAGGCGAGCUCAGCGAGGGCUUCCAGGUUGUCGAAGACGGCGCUGUACGACCGGGAUCCAAGGAUCCCGUCGAAAUCUCCCUGCCUGCGGAUGGCACCCAGAACAUCGCUGUUCAGCCGCUCUCCAUCGAGGAUGAAUUGCAUCCCGCCUACCGAAAGUCCACCUUGGUCAACACCGCCAGCAAGGCAUCUCGCUUCAUCAUUACCACGUCCGACUACGUCACCAAGACCUUGCAAUCGCAAGCCGACAACUUCACGAAAAACACGCAACCCGUUGCCAAACCUGUGAGCUUCAGCCCGACAACGCACGCGCAUAUCCGACGCAUCAACCAGUUUUCUACAAAGACUGCUGGCCUGUCUGCGACGACCGUGGGGUCCAUCGGCAAGGUUGCACAAAACUUUGGCGCCCAUGUUACCAAACGCAAGGACGGCAGAGCGCGGGGCUACGACAAGGACGGCAAAAUGAUUGAAACCUACAAGCCGGGGAUGCUAAACAAGAGCCUGAUGGCCUUUAACACGGUCGUCGACGGCAUAGAGCAGGCUGGGCGGAACCUGCUCACCAGCACGUCGGCCAGCGCAUCGCAGGUCGUCGGCCACCGAUGGGGCCCCGAGGCCGGAGAUGUGGCGCGCAAUAUUGGCGGCGGCUUCAAGAACGUUGGCCUCGUCUACAUCGAUGUCACGGGCGUAUCGCGCCGAGCUAUCCUCAAGAGCGUGGCCAAAGGCAUGGUUGUUGGUAAAGUGAAGGGCGGCGGUGAGGUUAUUGUUGGCGGGGGAGACGGCGGCGACGCUACAAUCGCAGCUGGGGGGAACGGCGGCGGAAGCACAGCCCAGAGCGCAUACGGUGAUUCUGCCAGUGUUUCCGGUGGGUACAGCGGCAAGGGGAAGAUGCCCAGCUCCUGA